Molecule: messenger RNA, 2463 nt
Organism: Suillus plorans
Lineage: Eukaryota; Fungi; Basidiomycota; Agaricomycetes; Boletales; Suillaceae
Exons: 16
Coding region: 1-2463 (820 amino acids)
Biological process (GO): peptidyl-serine phosphorylation; peptidyl-threonine phosphorylation
Molecular function (GO): protein serine/threonine kinase activity
Source: RefSeq, a predicted model, not a curated record
AUGAGUAGCUCUUCUGAAUCAAAGAGCAGCAAUUCCUUGACCAACUCCUCUGGCUCCAAUCUUAGCAAACCCCAAUCGAAUGCAGCAUCCACACCCCCAACAUCUAUUGCCACCAGUGGCUCUCCUGCCAAGAGCAUGGACUCUCCCAUUUUGUCUGCUGACAAUCCUGGACUUCGCGUUGAGUGGGCUCGCGCCUUCAACUUGGGAAAAUGGCGGCAGACAGGACGAGGAUUGCGAUUUGCCCACGAAGAGGUCAAAGACCUUGCAAACGACGCUACAAUAUACCUCAAUGAGCGCAUGCUCGAGCUCUCACGAAUCACUCGCCGAGCUAUUGCUGCGAGGUUGCGAUACCAACGCCUUCGCUCCCGUGAACUAGAUUUGAUAAAGUCAAUUCUUGACGACGAAACCGAGCUGUGCCAGACGCAGUUGAGUGGAGUUGAUGUGCAAAUUGGCUCCAUCCGAAAUAUGCUUCAGGACGCUGGGGUCGCGCAAAUAGGGAGCACAGGUUCUAGGUUUGAUCCUAAUGAUGCGGCUGGGCCCUGUUUGAUUCCAAUAUGUAAUAGAACACCCGGUAAUUUACCGCCUGUGCCUGUGAUGCUCGCACAAGACCUCGCCUGCAAUAACCCCUACUUGAUGGACGCCCCAGAAUCAUUAACGUUUACACCAAUUGAGUUCGACCCCGACGAUCCCUCUGAGUCUAGUCUGAGACAGCGGGGGAUACCUGCUCAACUCGGUUCAUCACAUUAUAACCCAUAUGCACGCAGCAUGCCUGGCUCAAGGCCUUCUACAUCGCUAGCGUCAGCAAGUGUAAUAGAUGAUGCCGAUAGUGCUCGUUGCACCACAGACUUGCAAGAAGCCCCACAAUCUAAGUGUAGCAUCAAGGACUAUGAUAAAACACAGCAACUAGCCAUCGAAUGGGUGAAAAUGCGCCUCGUUAUGGACGGUGCAACUACUGGCUGGAUCAGGAACAGUACCAGAGACGAGAAGGUCAAGAUGGAGAUGCGCGUUAGGGAGAUCAUUUUUCAUGCCGGUAUAAAGUUCGGUUGUGUCCGAGCCCUAACGAAGGACCGUAGAGAGCUCGCAAAAACGGGCGAAGAAUUUGCGCCCCUGUACAAGCUUGAACUGCCGUCAAAGCGGUCUGAGGAGGAACGCCAGAUUUAUAUGAACAAUCGAAGGGUAGCUAUCUAUGAUGCAAAUCAGCCUUUCGAAUACUAUCUACAUGGUAUAGAGGAGACUGAGACGUCUACCAAUGUCCUGGUCUUCUCAGGUCAAGCUGUCGAAAGUACUCAUAUCAAGCACUGGUAUGAGAGCAAGAAAUCGCCACUUUAUGAUGAAGAAAUGAGGUCCUCGAUUAAUACAACACCCCUUGACAUGCUCGCAGAGUCAGCGGUGGGAAUAAGGUGUGCCAUUGAUCGGUACGUCGAGGGUCGACUCUCCGGAUCAAAAGAAAAUAACACUCUGCACUUCGCUACCGACGUAUAUGCCAACGAGCAACAGUUGAUCAAGAACGCGAUGGUAUUUGCCCUCCAGCAAAAUAUACAUUGGGAGUCAUUCCAGAAGCGUCUAUUAUAUCUUCAUCACAGAGGCCUUCAAAAAUUGCACGAGAAGCUGGGCCUUUCGGCUCCUGAAUUUCCGAUCCACGUCCCUUUAACAGCGGAGGAGUUGAGCAAACCACGCCUAGUGCCGAGUCAUAAUACCGCGACUGCCCUGCCCAGGCCUUCCACUUUGUUGCCGUUUGGACAAAUAGGUGGUCAGGCGCCAUUGAUGAUGUCGGGACCGCAGAUGUCGUUUGUACAGAUCUCAGGUGAUCCGAUCAUCUCUCAGGACAGAAAUAAUGAUGUGAGAGGGUGGACUGCCUUUGUUGACGUUGGACCCUCGCUUCUAAAUCGACAACAUCCACUUCGGAGAUGUUGCCCGUGGCGGUAUUCCGAGUCGAAUUGUCAUGUCGUGGAACAAAGAUUAAGUUCCAAGCACCAUGUCAUCAAGAUGACUGAGCACUUCUACUUCCACAAUCACCUCUGCAAUGCCAUGGAACUACUUAGCAUCAAUUUGUAUGAACUGAUCAAAGCAAACAGUUUUGUUGGAUUCACAAUGGCGUUGAUACGACACUUUACAAGCCAGAUGAUACUAUUGUCUCUGUGCUUGAUGUGGCAUCAUCGCAUAUUGCGAUCUCAAGCCAGAGAAUGUCUUAUUACGAUACCCUGUGAAGAGUGCAGUGCUAUCAAGGUCAUAGACUUCGACAGUAGCUGCUUAGAGCACAAGAAGAUAUCCCCUAUCUUCCCUGGCGAAAACGAGCAGGAGCAAUUGUCUUGCAUCAUGGAGGUCUUGGAGCCCCCAGAUAAGGACUUCAUCAAUCGUAGCUCCCGAAAGCGACUCUUCUUCGGUAAGAUGACACAUUGGCGACCUUCUACCACUUUCCUGAUCCUUUCUAAGACAACAACGGCGCACCCCGACCCAUGGUGA